AUGCGAGGGCUACCGGCUAGAGGACGGAGCCGGCCAAAGAAGUUAGUCCGCCAUCGCCAGCAACAUCCAGUGCGCUUGGCAACACUUAACGUUGGGACGCUUACUGGAGAAAGUCGUGAACUGGCAGACAGUCUCAGAAAACGCCGUGUUGACAUAUGUUGUGUACAGGAGACUCGCUGGAAAGGUUCCAAGUCAAGGGAAUUAGGCGAUGGCUACAAGCUCAUCUCCCACGGCACAUCAAAUCGCAAUGGCGUGGAUCGACUAUCGGAUUGCCUGAUGGCUGUAAAAGUAGAAACAGGAGAAGUGGAAUUGCGAGUCGUCUCUGCUUAUACGCCACAGGUGGACUGUAGUGAAGAAGAGGAGGCGUGCUUUUGGGAAGAUCUGGAGCAGUACGUCCAAUCCCAGGGAUUGGAGGAGACUUCAACGGACAUGUCACUUCUCGGAAAAACGGGUUCAAGAGUUGUCAUGGUGGAUACGGUUGUGGAACCAUGUCGUUGCCCAACACCAUUUGUUCGUCAUAGAUUUGAAAAUCUUGGGGGAAAGGAAGAGAAAUCCAAGGAAACACAGCGCAUCAAAUGGUGGAAUCUGAAGGAUCGAAAGGAGUGUGGAGGAAACGUGGUCGUCUACUUCCAGCCUUAUACGCUUGACCGCGGAGAACACCCUGGGAAAGACGACUCUAGAACACGUCAGUCUAAAGAUCGGGGUGCUUACCUAGCGGCGACGAGGGAGGCCAAGAAGGCAGUCUUCAAGGCGAAGACGAACCGCUACAAGGCUGUUUACGACAUGCUUGGUACCAGAGAAGGCGAGCGAGGAGCGUUUAAUGCUAUCCAUGCUGUCCGUAUCCUUCUGGAGAAACAUCGAGAGAAGAACCGCAGUGUGCGUCUUGCUUUUCUCGAUCUCGAGAAAGCUUUCGACCGUAUCCCACAUGAGCUGUUAUGGAUGUCCAUGAGGUCGUAUAGAGUACCAGAAGAAUAUGUGCGGUGGACAAAGCUGCUUUAUGCGAAGCCCACCAGCCUUGUCCGAUGUGCUGCUGGAACAAGCAUGCCAUUCCCUGUACAAGUAGGGGUUCAUCAGGAAACAAGUAGUUGGAAAGAUCAGCUGCAGCAAUAUGGAUUGCGCCUCAACACAUCAAAAACUGAGUACAUGGAGUGCGGACCAAGGAUAGAGGACGGUUCAAUUCGUGUCGAUGGCACCGAAUUAAAGAAGGUGAACUGUUUCACGUACCUUGGAUCCAAAGUGACUUCCACAGGCGACAUUGAUCAAGAAGGUCGAGCACGUGUUAAUGAAAUGGAAAAUGAAAAGAUGAAAUGGAAAAUGGCAACAGGCGUACUGUGCGACAGGAAAGUCCCUGUUCGACUGAAGUCGAAGAUCUACAGGACGGUUGUGCGUCCUGUUGCCCUUUGCGAGUGA
Molecule: messenger RNA, 1410 nt
Organism: Necator americanus (New World hookworm)
Lineage: Eukaryota; Metazoa; Nematoda; Chromadorea; Rhabditida; Ancylostomatidae
Exons: 7
Coding region: 1-1410 (469 amino acids)
Biological process (GO): DNA repair
Molecular function (GO): double-stranded DNA 3'-5' DNA exonuclease activity
Source: RefSeq, a predicted model, not a curated record